This is a messenger RNA of Phoenix dactylifera (date palm), 1398 nucleotides long. The record is from RefSeq and is a predicted model, not a curated record. NCBI's taxonomy places the organism in Eukaryota, Viridiplantae, Streptophyta, Magnoliopsida, Arecales, Arecaceae.
AUGAGGGCGAAGUAUGGGGUGUUGGUGCCUGGAGUGAGAGCCACUCGCUAUCAUUCUCCGGUUUGGAGAGAGAUGUGCGCCAGGGCUAUGUUGGUCCUUCAGGAGAUCAGAUGGGCUAUUGGCGAUGGUCGCUCUAUUGAUGUGUUGGAGGAUAGUUGGGUGACUGCACAGCCGCUCAGUCGUCUGCCGACCUUGGUGGACUCGGGACGAUUGGCGGGCCACACAGUUAGUGACCUGAUGAGCUCAGAGGAGGGCCGAUGGAGGGAGGAGAUGAUUAGGGAGGUCUUUGGGGCGCACUUGGCGGAGAUGGUUCUUGCCCUCCCGGUGCCGAUGCGAGGGGAGACUGACAGGUUGGUGUGGGCGCCGACGGGGCGAACGCAGGUGCGCGCUAGGGAUCUACAGGCUUUGUUCAGGGGGGAGCCAGCUCGGCAGAUAGAGGGAGGGUGGAUUUGGAGGAUGCGGACCCAUCCGCGAGUGGCGCUCUUUUUUUGGAAGGUGGCCUGGGGCUGCCUUCCAACUAGGAGUGUGCUAGUCCGGCGGGGCAUGCGGAUCUUGCAGUGCUGCGAGGUGUGCACGGUCAGUGAGGAGACUAUUGGGCACGUUCUUCUGCAGUGUCCCAAGGCUAGGGAGAUUUGGAGGAGGUCUCCUGUUCCUCUUCCCCUGUCGGUUGUGUCGGUACAGGAUCUGCUGCAGUUGGUGAGAGACUCUUUCCGGCAGCCUAGUUCUGUUGAGGUAGGGGUUCUCAGAGCAUACCUGGCCUAUCACAUUUGGUUGGACAGGAAUGCGGUUUUGUUUGAGGGCAGGAGGUCCUCGCCGAGGUUGGUGGUGGUUAGAGCAGUGCUUCAGGCUAGAGAGGUGAUCUCAUGCGCUGCUACGGGUUCUCUUGGGACGGCCGGGGACAUCUGGGGCACUCGUUUCGCUAUUACAGCGCCCAGCGUGGCGGCAGAUGGGAGGUCUGGAGGGGUUGGUUUUGUGAUCAGAGACCAUCAUGGCAGCUUGGUUGCAGCAGGGGGCCGUCAUGUACCAGGUCUUACUGUAGUUGGGGCAGAGCUUCGAGCUGCCUGGGAGGGGAUUACCUAUACGAGACGGGUGCUCGGUGCUGAGCGGGUGCACAUUGAGGGAGACUCAUCGACGGUGAUCGAGUGGAUUCGGUGUGCUGACCGGUAUGGGGAUGGCCACCCACUCAUUUGCGAUAUUCGCAAGCUGGUUGCUGAGCUAGGCGAGCAUCAGGCUGCACAUGCUUUUCGGGAGGCGAACAGGGCUGCAGACUGGGUCGCCUCCUAUGUUGCUCGACAUUCCGGGGAGUUCUUGUGGACAUCCAUAGCAGAGCUCCCGCACCCUUUGUACUCUUUACUUUCUUUUGACUUGGCAGGAUGUAUUCAGGUUAGAGCUAUAUGA